AUGGCCGAUGAAGACGAUUUCGAAGGAGGAUAUGGCGAUAAUGACGAUCUUAUGGACGACGAGCCCUUGGAAGAUGUGGAUUUGGAAGCAAAUGAUGAAGAUCCUAAUGUCCAAUUAAUUGAGGUAUGUUUUAUAAUUAUUCGUUGUCUUUUAGAAAUCUGAUAUCAAGCUGAUGAAUAAUACAACUGAUUUCAGCCAACGCAACGAGUUGCAAUCGAGAGUUCCAUGAGAGUAACCACACAAUUCAUGACCAAGUACGAGAGAGCGAGAAUAUUGGGGACCCGAGCCCUUCAAAUUGCGAUGGGAGCUCCAGUUAUGGUGGAAUUGGAAGGAGAAACAGAUCCGUUGGAAGUUGCCAGGAAAGAACUCAAAGAGAAGAAGAUCCCUAUUAUCAUCCGAAGAUAUCUCCCUGAUGGAUCUUUCGAGGAUUGGGGAGUUGAAGAACUAAUUGUUAUGGAUCAUUGA
Bursaphelenchus xylophilus (pine wood nematode) is the source of this 465-nucleotide messenger RNA. The record is from the annotation of a GenBank genome assembly. Lineage: Eukaryota; Metazoa; Nematoda; Chromadorea; Rhabditida; Aphelenchoididae.